AUGUUGAUCAACAUCAUGGACACCUCACAACAGAAAACUGCUGGGUUGCUCAUGGUUCAUACAGUAGACACCACCAAAGUAGCGGAUGUUCUUAGUGAAAAUGAAGAUGCAGAGAAAGACACAUCUCUAGAAAUUCCUAGUGCUCCUGUCUCAGAACCUAACAAGAUUGCUGAAAAUGUGUUACCCAAAACAAGUAACUCUGGUACCCCUGCACCCCCUAACAAAGCCAUUGUAGCGGUUUGCUCUGUGGAUGAGCCCGUCAUCCUACCCUUCCGUAUCCCUCCUCCACCAUUUGCCUCAAUAGAUGUGGACGAGGAUUUUAUUUUUACUGAACCACUGCCUCCUCCUCUUGAAUUUGCCAACAGUUUUGAUAUCCCAGAGGAUCUCUCUGCAAUUCCACCCGGCACCCUGGCAGACUUGUUGAUGCAGAGAAAGCAUGGCAUCCUCCCUCCUGGUUCAUUUAUUCCUGGUGUUGCCUCUAUUUCUUUAGAAAUUAAAAAGCCUGGGGCUCUAUCCAACUGUCUGCCCACCUCAUACAUGCAACAUCCUGAAAGCUUUGACAAUGUUACAGAUUCUGGGAUAGAGGAGGUGGACAGUCGUAGUGGCAGUGACCACCACUUAGAGACGACAAGUACAAUUUCCACUGUCUCCAGCAUAUCUACCUUAUCUUCAGAGGGUGGUGAAAACUUGGACACAUGUACAGUCUAUGCAGAUGGGCAAGCGUUUCUAGUGGACAAGCCCCCAGUACCUCCAAAGCCAAAAGUCAAGCCCAUAAUCAACAAGAGCAAUGCACUUUACAAGGACGCUGUCCUGGAAGAAAACAUGGACACAUUUGUUAUCCCUCCUCCUGCUCCACCUCCACCACCCCCAUUAGGUUUGCAGCAGCCUGCUAUAUUCAAACCUGGGCUACAAAGGACCUCAAAGCUAUGGGGCGACUCCCCAGAGGUGAAAAACAUAGUAAUAAUGCCCAGUCCAAAAGCCAAUGUUAUUAGUGAAUUAAAUUCAAUAUUGCAACAGAUGAACCGAGAAAAGGCCACCAAACCAGGAGAAGGAUUAGAUUCACCCACUGGGAUGAAAUCAGCCAGUCUCAGUACAAGGGGCUCAGAUGCAUUGAGUACAGUCUCAGGUAACAGAAAUACCACCGUCACUUUCACCGUCCGUCCUGGAGCAAACCAGCCAAUCAUGCUACAGAACAGGACGCCCGAAUAUGACAGCAGGAUAGUUGGUAUGAGGCGAGCGCCCAGCCCUGUAGUAUCUCCUGCUGAGAUUGCAAGAGAUAUCAAGCCUGGUCCACUGUCGGCCCCACCCACCUCCAUCUCUGAUGUCUUUGUUCUACCAACGCCUCCCCCUAGCGGGGACCUCUUUGGGAUGAGUAUGGGGAGAAGCAGGUCCCCCUCCCCGUCUAUUUUACAACAGCCAAUCUCCAAUAAGCCUUUUUCAGCAAAGCCUGUCCAUCUGUGGACUAAACAAGAUGUUGCCGACUGGUUGGAAAGUCUACACCUGGGCGAGCACAAGGAGAUGUUCAUGGACAAUGAAAUAGAUGGAACCCACCUACCAAACCUUCAGAAAGAAGAUUUGAUAGAUCUCGGAGUCACAAGAGUAGGACACAGAAUGAACAUAGAACGAGCAUUAAAACAGCUUUUGGACAGAUAG
This is a messenger RNA of Staurois parvus, 1653 nucleotides long. The record is from the annotation of a GenBank genome assembly. NCBI's taxonomy places the organism in Eukaryota, Metazoa, Chordata, Amphibia, Anura, Ranidae.